Neoarius graeffei (lesser salmon catfish) is the source of this 3754-nucleotide messenger RNA. RefSeq lists its product as uncharacterized. Gene Ontology annotation, molecular function: nucleic acid binding. The coding region runs from base 1952 to 2944 and encodes 330 amino acids. The transcript has 4 exons. Lineage: Eukaryota; Metazoa; Chordata; Actinopteri; Siluriformes; Ariidae. Gene Ontology annotation, biological process: DNA integration. The record is from RefSeq and is a predicted model, not a curated record.
UGGGCGCAUUUUAUUGAUGACUUGUACGAAACCUCUGAUCUGUUGAGGAUCAUUGGCUAUAAGCCUGUAUUGAAAGAGGAUGCAGUACCAACAAUUAAAGGAAAACAAAACUACAAGAAAAGGAAAGUAAAUUCAGUUGCACCAGUUCUCCCGGAGUGUGAGCCGAGCAGUAAUGGCGGAGUACUCAGUAUGGAGAAAAUGGAGAAUGAGUAGACCAGUCGUCAGAUUUCUCUGUUGGAUAUGCCUUUUUUCUUUUUUUUCCCGCUGAAUAUGCUUGCCUCAGCAGCAGUAUCUCACCGUUAUGUGGAAGAAGCGAAUGAACGAAGAACUGAACGAAGAACCGAAAGUCAGAUUGUUUCAAAACAGUCGGCCCCAAGAUCAGCCUUCAAGAAGCGAGAACACAGACAGGAAAGCCAAAGGAUGACGGACAAGCUGAUCAUGCCUUACCUGCAACAAGUGCUCUGGUGUCUGUGAGAGAAGACCACCUGCAGGACAGCUGACAGAGCAAAACAAGUGAAAGAUCUUGACUUGGAAAGUAGCGAAUUGCCUGUGGAGAGAACUCUUGGAAUUCAGUGGCAUGUGGAAAAGGAUAAACUUACCUUUGAUCUAAAAACAUCCUGCAGGACCUAUGCAAACAAAACCAUGCCUGGGAUAAAGACCUACCAGCGCACCAUGUGCAGAUGUGGCAGGAAUGGCUGACUGGACUGAGGCACAUUGGAGAGCUUGUGGUUGCCAGGUGUAUGAAGCCCGAGCACUUCGGUCAGGUAACAUCUGCACAAUUACACCACUUCAGUGAUGCUUCAGAGAGUGGAUAUGGUUGUGUUUCCUACCUGCAUCUUGAGAAUGCAAAACAGGAAGUGCACAUCUCCUUUGUAAUGGGCAAGUCACGUGUAGCACCCCUGAAGCAAAUGACCAUGCCAAGACUGGAGCUUACUGCAGCAGUGCUCGCAGUUCGAAUAGACAAGCUCAUCAGAACAGAGUUACAGCUCACACUAGAAAGUUCAGUCUUCUGGACUGAUAGCACAGCAGUGCUAAAAUGCAUAAGAAAUGAAAACAAACGAUUCAAAACAUUUAUGGCCAAUAGGGUGCACACAAUAAGAGAAAUGACAGAAGUCAAACAGUGGAGAUACAUUGAGACAAAACUUAACCCAGCAGACUGUGCAUCUCGUGGGUGUAAAGCCAGUGCACUUACCCAGUCCACCACAUGGCUAAGUGGCCCACACUUUCUCAGACAACAAGAGUCUGAAUGGCCAAAGUCUGACAUUGACCCACAAACAUGUGACGAUGGUGAUGCUGAAGUGAAGAGAGAUGUUGUUGUCAUGGCAACCACAACAGACCAGAACCCAACCCACAACUUCAUACAGUACCAUUCAAACUGGAGUAAGCUCAUUAGAGCAGUGGUAUGGAUGCUCAGACUGAAAACAGUGCUCUUGAACCUAAGUCGAAAAAGAAGAGAGAUGCUGAAUGUUGAUUCUGAUGACAAGAAACCAUGGAAAAUGAAGGAAAAAAUGAAACAAAAUGUACGAACACACAACUUACCUUGGAUGAGCUAAAGGCUGCAGAACAUGCCAUCAUUCAAUUUGCUCAGAGUGAAAGUUACCCAGAGGAAAUGGAAACCUUGAAGAAGGGCAUCACACAUGUUAGCCAUCAUAGCACAAUUCGCAAGCUGGACCCUUUCAUACAGGAUGGACUUCUCCAUACUGGAGGAAGACUGAACAGAAUGGCUAUUCCUGAAGAUCAAAAACACCCUGUGAUUCUUCCCAAACACCACCAUGUGUCCAAACUUGUGCUUAGACAUAUACAUGAACAGCUAGGCCACAGUGGAAGAAACCACAUGUUGUCCAAACUGUGACAAAAAUACUGGAUUCCAGCAGCAAAUGCUCAUGUGAGAAAAAUAUGCUCAGAAUGUUUCCUGUGCCAGCGCAAUCAUUCCAACUUGGGACAGCAAAAAAUGGCAGAUCUUCCCAAAGAAAGAGUCAAGCCAAACUUGCCCCCAUUCACCUUUGUUGGAGCAGACUUCUUUGGCCCAAUAAUUGUAAAGAAGGGUUGCAGUGAUGUUAAAAGAUAUGGCGUAAUCUUUACAUGUCUGACUACUAGAGCAGUACAUCUAGAAAUUGCCAAUUCCAUGGACACAGAUUCAUGCAUUAAUGCAAUACGACGAUUCAUAAGCCGACGUGGACAAGUGAAACAAAUCAGAUCCGACAAUGGCACAAACUUGACAUCAGCUGACAAAGAACUAAAGAAUGCCAUUAAAGAAUGGAACCAAAGCAACAAACUGCAAGUUGCCUUGCAACAAAAGGGAAUAGAGUGGACUUACAACCCUCCUGCUGCUUCACACUUUGGGGGUGUGUGGGAACGCCUCAUAAAACAGAUCAAACUCAUUCUCUUGGCCAUAACCAAACAACAAACAUUAGAUGAUGAAUUAUUACAUACUUUCAUCUGUGAGGUAGAAGCCAUUCUCAAUAGCUGCCCACUUACCACAGUGUCUGAUAGCCCCACUGAUCUCGAACCUCUUACACCUAACCACUUUUUGCUGCUUAAAGGUCAACCUUUGCUACCCCCAGGUUUAUUUGACAAGACAGAUGUGUACAGUAAGAAAAGAUGGAAACAAGUGCAAUAUUUGGCAGAUUUAUUUUGGAAAAGAUGGGUUAGAGAGUACCUCCCCACUUUACAAGAACGACAAAAAUGGUUUACAACAAAGAGAAAUUAUGUAUGUGGAGAUAUUGUUUUGAUUGCAGAUCCCAAUGCACCAAGGGGAUCCUGGAUGUUGGGUAAGGUCAUUGAUGCUCAUAAGGAUUCAAAAGGUAUUGUUCGUAGUGUAACCUUAAAACUAGAACAAGUGUCAUUGAUUGUCCCAUCUCAAAGAUUUGUUUAUUGUUGGAGAGUGACAUGUAAAUAUGUAAAUAGAUGUGUGAUGGGGAAUGGUGAUUUGUACAUACUUUAAUGGAUAUGCUUGUGUCAUGUGUGUGAGUUCACAGGUACAUUACCUCAUAAUGGACUAUGCCUCAAACAAGGAGCUUGCGUGCGCACAUGCUUACACAAACACAGAUCCUGCAAUGUGCACACACAAGCGUACACAAAUAAGGACCUGGCAAUCUACAACGUGCACACACAAGCGCACACAAACACUGCAUCACAACAUAUUGCGCACACACAAACAAAAUGGACUCUUGCAUGAGCAAUGCCUGUAAUGGCAAAUGGACUUUAUGGACUCUUACAUGAGCAAUACCUGCAAUGGCAAAUGAACUUUAUGGACUGAAUCUUGAAAUCAAUGAUUGUUAAAAAAAAAAAAAAAACUUUGUACAACUUUGAUGUUUAUUGUGAAUGAUUGAAUUGAAUUGUAUAUGGCUCCAUAUUUUAUUUGGUUUGUUAUUGUACCUGUCCUUAGCCAGUAGCAAUAAGGGGGGGUGAUGUGUAGGAGCCAUUUUUAUUUUGUCUUGGCAUUUUGGGUUAUUUGUUUUUUUGGAAUUGUGACACCUGCUGGCGGAAAUUUGUACCUGUACCUUGGAAUUGGUUAACCUGUCUGGUGGUUCACCUGGCUUAAUUGGCUCAGGUGAAUAAUCAGGCUACAGCGUUUUUAAAACAAAGAGCUCUCGUUGAUCAUUCAGCUUUGGGGUUUUUGGAAAGGAACAAAGACACGCCAGCAGGCAAAUGAUUUUCAAUAUCGCAUAUUUAUGUUUACUUGACGGUUUUGCUUUUGGAAACUUUGGGCUUUGUUUAAUUAUGGAAUUUGGAACCGGGAAGAAUUUUGAGU